This is a messenger RNA of Diaporthe amygdali, 1956 nucleotides long. Its product is annotated as mitochondrial division protein 1. Gene Ontology annotation, molecular function: protein binding. Bases 1 to 1956 code for a protein of 651 amino acids. The record is from RefSeq and is a predicted model, not a curated record. The transcript has 4 exons. Lineage: Eukaryota; Fungi; Ascomycota; Sordariomycetes; Diaporthales; Diaporthaceae.
AUGGCCAGCACCGGCGACAAUGCUUUUUAUGACGACCAUGGUGAUUCGUCAAUCAUCUCGGCCCGUGGCUUUGAGGCUUUCGGCCGCAAAGUGACCACCACGGCCAGUCACCUAAUGGGCCCUCUGUCCGAUCCCACCAACAACCAACACUAUCAAUCCGCAAUGAGCGAGGUGACGAAACAGCUGCGGAGGCCGACCCUCCAGCGGAGCAUGUUUUCCAGGGCACGGACAACCCCUACCGACCUCAUGCGGUCAAAGCUUUCCACGACAGAGAUUCAACAACGCGCACUUUCAUACGUGCCAGACGCCUUGCUCAAGGAUAUCCCUGAAGAUGAAAACUCCUACUCGCUGUUCCAAGGCUUCAAGGCCAGCUUCCCGGAUUUUACCGAUGAUGGGAAGAAGCACAGGAGGAGGGUUUCGAGGGGGCGAAAAUUGAUCGAAGACACACGGAUCGACCCCAAUAGCCCGCAGGCGGUACAGAAACUCCAAAAAGAGAAGGCUUCCAUGUUGCACGAAUUCGAGAUGCUGGGCGUACGGAAGAAUAUGGCAAGCAGUGAGAUCCGGGAAAUCGACAACAAAAUAGCGAAUUUAUUAGGGAUGCGGAAAAUUAUUUUAGAGAGGCUAGCGGGCUAUGAGCAGGACGAGGCCGUAUUAGAACACGACAUUAUGGAUGUGGAGAAUCGCUUAGAGGAAGCUGAAGAGCUGGUCGCAGAGGCCGCGUCCGUGGCAGCCCUCACACCCACCAAGGGCAGUGACGCCGGGGAAGACGACACAGAAUCAGGUUUCAUGUCACAGUCGAUAUAUGAGAAGUUGCCAUCCGCUAACAGCACACCGACCAAAUCGAAGAAGCCUAGGAGUCUGCGGAGAAAGUCGAUGCCGAUACUGCACGAGCACAUCGAGCCCGGCACCUCCAUGCGAGAGAUUCGCGCGCACCAGGACUCUAUCACGGCUAUGGACUUUGACGCUCCUUUUGGGACAAUGGUCACUUCUGCUCUGGACGACACUGUGAGGGUAUGGGACCUGAAUGCCGGACGGUGCAUGGGAGUCCUCGAAGGCCACACAGCGUCGGUACGGACUCUGCAAGUUGAAGACAACAUCUGUGCUACCGGAUCUGUGGACGCUACGAUCCGCUUGUGGGACCUUAGCAAGGCUCAGUACGAUCCCCUCGGCGGACAACUCGACCAGGACGACGACGAAGACGGUAUGGCCUUUGAGAACCCGGAAGAUCAGCCUGUAGACCCUCCAGCGGGAAGCAUGGACGGUUGCUCUUUGACAACGUUACAAGCGCACAUGGACGAGGUCACUGCCCUCCACUUCAGGGGCAACGUCUUAGUAUCUGGGUCAGCAGACAAGACAAUCCGACAAUGGGACCUAGAGAAGGCGCGAUGCGUGCAGACCUUGGAUGUGAUGUGGGCCGCCGCUCAGGCAUCGGUCACCUUAGGAGAGAACUCUUGGAAAUCGACAAGCCGCGCCCCUGUCCAAAACGCCGACUUUGUGGGCGCAUUGCAGGUCUUCGAUGCUGCGCUCGCGUGCGGAACAGCUGAUGGAAUGGUCAGGCUUUGGGACCUGCGCAGCGGCCAAGUUCACCGAAGUCUGGUCGGCCAUACUGGACCCGUGACAUGCCUUCAGUUUGACGAUGUUCACCUGGUGACAGGGAGUAUGGAUCGGAGCAUUCGGAUAUGGGACCUUCGGACUGGGUCUAUUUAUGAUGCAUAUGCUUACGACCACCCUAUCACGGCUAUGGCAUUCGACAACCGGAGAAUAGUCUCGGCCGCAGGCGAGGAUGUGGUCAAGGUGUACGAUAAGCUGGAGUCUCGCCAAUGGGACUGUGGUGCUGGCGUGAACGCUGCUGAACAGGGCAAGACACCGCCGGCCACGGUAGAACGCGUGGGUCUGCAGGACGGUUACAUGGUCGAGGGGCGCCAAGAUGGUAUCGUUGGUGUGUGGACUUGUUAG